AUGGCAGGGCUGGGCCUCAGGGCAGGCCACACCUCCUCCUCUGUGAGUCUCGGAGUGAGUCAGGAGGGACAGAGGCUGAACUCCUGGUGGCCCCUGGAAGGGGAGCAGCUGCAACCUGAGGCCUCAUCCCAUCCCCACCUCAGGCCAUGGCUGAAACACGCGUCGUCGGGGCAACAGCCGCGGGGCAUCACGGGAGGAGGCGGGCUGCGGAAGGGAGAGGGGCGGAGCAGGCUGCGGAAAAGCAGACUGGGGGCCGGGCUAGGCCAGCCCGAGGAAGGGGCGGGGAUUAGCGUCAGGGACAUGGAGCCUCGGGUUCACGCCUGGGGGGAGGAUGACGUCUGCUCUUUGACAUCAGUCUCUGCCAGUGCCCUAACUUUAGUCUGCGUUGCUGACGUCAUCAGCAUCAUUGGAGAUCUUGUGCUUCACCAAACUGGUUCUGAGCUGGCGUACGAGGAGCCUCGCUCUGCGUCCCCGACUGCGGUCUCCUCAGGUCCUCAGAAGAAGCUCACUUCUCCUGACGUCAUCCUCCCCCCGGGCCCGAACCCCAGGCUCCAUGUCCCUGACCCCGCCUCCUCCCGUGAUGCCCCGCCUGUUGCCCGGGCUACGUGUUUUUCCGGCGUGGCGGCGGGUCUGCGGCCUGAGAUGGGAGGCUGGGACCGCCUGUUGCUGCUGCUCGCCUUCCUGGGCCCCGGGGCAGCGCAGGGUCCGGAUUCUGGACCCCAGCCUCAGGCCCACACCGAGGCUACCCAGGGCCCCGAUGUUGGACCCACCCCGGACGCCGACCCCGGGCCCACCCCAGGCUCCAGGGACGUCUGGCCCGAGACCGAGGUCCGCGAGCGCGCCGGGGUCACUUCUCCUCAGUCGCCCCUGACUCGGGCUCCGGAGGAGGAGGUGCGGCUUGCUCUGAGGCCCAGCCCGGUCACGGAUGUUUCUACACUGUGUGUGUGUGACCUGUUAGCAGAAGAAUGUGAUGUUAACUGCUGCUGUGAUCCUGACUGCAGUUCUACAGAUUUCAGCAUUUUUUCCACAUGCUCAGUUCCAGUUGUCUCAAGUGACAGUCGUUUCUGCUUUCAGAAGAUAGCCUUCUAUGAAAUGAAUUUUACAGCACACCCCCCUGAAAGACUAUUUCAGUUAAUGGAGCAAACAAAUCCAUCUGUUUUUUGCCUCUACACUCUCAACUACAAACUUGCAUUAUCCUUCAUUACUCCUGAAUUCCCUAAUGAGAAUGAUUUUGAUAAUUUCUUGAAAAAGUCUGGUAAUUUUGCCAACACUAAAGAAUCAGACAUUUCUCACCCAACCAUAUUGAAUGCCCCAACUGAUACUAAAUACAGGUACAGAGAUCCUGUGCAGACUUCUGAUUCAUUUCUGAAGCUUCCGUGUCCUUUAUUCUCCUCCACACAAUGCUCAGAUAGCAAUCCUGCAGGCUUUCUGAUGAACGAGAUCUUUCAGUGUAACAGAAGAAUAACUCUGGAGCAGUGUGGUGAAGACAGAGCCCUCAGUAUGGCUCAGUACAUCCAGCCUAAGAUUUUGGCCGUACCUAAUUCAAGCAAACAGAUUCCUAUCACUGUCCAGGCUAUACUUCUGAAAUCUCUAAAUAAAACAAUAAAUCGGAAUAUCCGACGUGAUGUUCUUUUGCAUCCCACUUUUGUCAUCAUCAAUGGUCUGAAAGCCUGCACUAAUGUUGUUCUUAAGUUAAAGUACAGCAUCACAUACACAGAGGCAGGGGAAAUCACGAAGGCUGACAUCUAUCUCCUCCUUGGGACAGUCAGCAGCUCGAUGCUUCCACUCCAACAGCAAUUUCAGGUUCGGUUUCUUCAGCGAAAUACUAAGCCAUUCCCUCUCAGUGGAAAUCCAGGUUAUGUUCCAGGACUACCAUUAAUAGCUGGAUUUAAGACAGAAUCUCAUGUUGUUCAAAGUACUAACAGAUUUGGACAAUUUACCGUUUUUUACAGCCCAGCUGAACAGAACUGCUUAUUAGCAGAAGGACUUAGAAAACCAGUGUUUUUUGGUUAUAAUAUGACAACUGGAUGCAAAAUAAGAUUGACCAAAACUACCAAUUGCCGACUAGUUGGGAGAAGACUGAAAAAAUUACUGAUAGGGGAAAGCUUACCAAACUAUGUGUCUUCUUUUGGAAAUUCUCCACCUCAGAAUUUGCAGGAGUGGGUGCCUGUCCAUUUCUCCACUCUUGCGGUAAAAAAACAGCAGCCAUGUUUGAUUCCACUAACCUAUGAUAUAAGAGUGAGGUGGACUAAGUAUGGUUCCUUAGUGAAUCCACAAGCCAGAAUAGUCAAUGUUGCGGUGAAAAUGAUUUCAUCUACUUUUUCCAAGACCGAGUUAGAACGUGGAAGGACAGUACAGGUUUCUACUGUGGUUAGUUUUUUUGAUGUGUCUACACCUGCAGAAGCAGGCUACAAGGCUCAGCCCGCCAUUGAUGCCAAGCUGCCCUUCAAUUUCUUCUUUCCAUUUGUAUGACAUUUUGGCAAAUGAGGAGUUGCAAGAAGCUCAUAGGAUUUCCAGUCCUUCAGUGGAACAGAGCUAUGCCUGUUCAUCCUAUGCAGUUCCUGUCUGUGUCUUCUCACAAAUCCUGCCAAGAGGAGCUGCCCAAAGUGCUCAGAGACUUCCAUUAGGCAGUUUGGUGUAGGAUAGAGAGCUGGCCUCUGAGCCAGGAAGAUGACCCAUGCUGGCUGUAGGACCAUGGUUCGGUCACUUCACCUCUCAGGAUCCCAAGACAGGAAAUGACAGAGUGAGGGCUGCUUAGCAUUAAUUGAGGCAGUUUCUUCAUUUGAGUUCCCUACAUUGGUAAAAUCACAGGUUUGGCUAAAACCCUCCAAAUAUUCCUCGAACACCAGUGUAGCACUCAGGGAGGAACACUUGGCUCUGCCUUGCCCAGACCACAUUUGAAGUCCUGUCUUCAUUUUGGGUACUCAGUUUUGGAAAGGAUGUUGGCAAGGCAGUGCAUAUCUCAGUGAAUAUCUCACUGAGGCUGGUCAAGACAUUGCAAGCCAAGGUGGGGUAGGGUGGGGUCUGGAAACCAUUUUUUGCUGUUGUUCAGUUGUUUCAGUCAUGUC
Trichosurus vulpecula (common brushtail) is the source of this 3068-nucleotide messenger RNA. It is a transcript of the gene TCTN1, whose product is annotated as tectonic family member 1. Gene Ontology annotation, biological process: cilium assembly; protein localization to ciliary transition zone. Gene Ontology annotation, cellular component: MKS complex. The record is from RefSeq and is a predicted model, not a curated record. Lineage: Eukaryota; Metazoa; Chordata; Mammalia; Diprotodontia; Phalangeridae.